AUGUAUAGUGUGGAGGAGCUGGUGAUGCUGAUGCUGAUGCUGAUGUUGAUGUUGAUGUUGGUGGUGGUGGUGAUAGUAGUGGUGAUAGUAGUGGUAGUGUGGCACUUCCUCUCAGCUCAUCUUACUCUUUCAGCUGCGCCAGGACCCACGAGCCCCGUUCCUAAGAGCCCCGAUUGGCGCCCACUCUCCAACGAGGGAGAUGAGAUUGGCUUGGCCUAG
Messenger RNA from Penicillium manginii, 219 nucleotides. RefSeq lists its product as uncharacterized. Lineage: Eukaryota; Fungi; Ascomycota; Eurotiomycetes; Eurotiales; Aspergillaceae. The transcript is spliced from 2 exons. The record is from RefSeq and is a predicted model, not a curated record. Bases 1 to 219 code for a protein of 72 amino acids.